AUGGUUCUUGCUGAGAGCAAAAAGUUGAGUAUUCAAAAAUAUCUGCGCUUGAUUAGUCAUCGAAACGUCCGAGUAGCCGCGCCACCAGUCGCGCGGCCGCGUCAAAUACCUCAGCCAGAAUGCCUGCGAGAAGCGCAGUGUCUCUUCUGCCGCCGUGUGCAUCACUAUAUGCUGUGGGAAAACAUUAGAUGUCGUGCAGAGCCAAAUUUUCUGAGAAACAAGAAAAUCUUCAACACAAUCAAAUCGAACUCUAAGAGAUUCAGAGAACACUUCCUAAAGCGGAGAGAAAUUAUUGAGAAAGUGAUGUGGGGUGAAAAGAAACCCUUUACGACGUAUAGAUUGAGACAGCGCUAUCGGAAAGCAAGUGGUAGAGGACUGAACUAUGGGGCAAGAGCACGGUCCCCUCUAUUAUUACUCUACCUUAUCAUCAAAAACUUGGAAUGUGGAAAUCGAAAUGGCUUUGCGAGAUAUGGUAAUACUGAUGUAGAGUUCGAUGCCCACAGCAGUCGUCCUGAGCUUGCUUCAUUGUGGGGGGUUUCAAGGAGAGCUGCAGAAAUCCCUAUUUUUAGAAUAUCUCCACUGGAAGUUAUAAAUAGAACGUCUUUGCUUACUCUGGAAACUGAGCUAAUCGCGGCCUGCCUUUGCCAUCCUAAACGUGGAGAUACCUGGAGUAGGUUUUGA
Messenger RNA from Gryllus bimaculatus (two-spotted cricket), 681 nucleotides. NCBI's taxonomy places the organism in Eukaryota, Metazoa, Arthropoda, Insecta, Orthoptera, Gryllidae. The record is from the annotation of a GenBank genome assembly.